Aspergillus sclerotioniger CBS 115572 is the source of this 1173-nucleotide messenger RNA. Its product is annotated as MOSC domain protein. The transcript has 3 exons. Gene Ontology annotation, molecular function: catalytic activity; pyridoxal phosphate binding; molybdenum ion binding. The record is from RefSeq and is a predicted model, not a curated record. NCBI's taxonomy places the organism in Eukaryota, Fungi, Ascomycota, Eurotiomycetes, Eurotiales, Aspergillaceae. The coding region runs from base 1 to 1173 and encodes 390 amino acids.
AUGCAAAUCGGCGAGCUCUACACCUACCCUAUUAAAUCCCUGCAAGGGAUCACCCUCUCUACCGCUGAAUUGACGGCCCGCGGCUUUCCCUACGACCGGCGUUUCAUGCUCCUGAAAGUCGUCUACAAUGACGAUGGCACCUCGACCAAAAAGAAUAUGCACGUCCCUCACUUCCCCGAGAUGUCCCUCUUCUACACCGACCUCAUAUAUCCCUCCAUGGAUGGCGCCGAGAGCGGCCGGAUUAUCGUCACGUACCGUCCCCCAGACCAUGCCAAAAGCCGCACCCUUGAGGUCCCGCUGCAGCCGGAUACCCGAGGUCUGGAAGAAUUGGCCAUUGUGAUGCAUCAAAGCCCGACCAAGGGAUAUAACAUGGGAGAGCGGUACAACGGAUGGUUCAGUAAGUGUUUCGGAUACGAGGUUGUGUUGGCGUAUUUGGGACCUCAUUCGAGGGGCGUGCUGGGUAGUUUUGCGCCGGAGAAGAGCGUUGCACAUAUGUCGCUGAACAAUAGUUGGGUUAGCAUGAAGGCGGUUGGGGGACUGACGAUUGCGACGCUUCUGUUGAAUUGGGUUGUUGGUCCAGGGGAGAUAUCGGUGAGGGAAAUGCUACCGAGUCUGGCGGCGACGGUGGUAGCAGUGCUGUUGUUGGGUUGGACUCGGUACGGGGGCGGAUGGGCGCGCAAGGGGGAACGUAUCACAUUUGCAGAUACGGCGCCAUACUUGCUUGUGUCCCGGACGUCGGUGGCUGAUGUGUCAGCGCGGUUGACGGGCGACGAGGAGAUGGAUGUCACCAAGUUCCGGCCGAAUAUCGUGGUGGCGGGGGCGCAGACGGCCUUUGAGGAGGACUUUUGGGCGGAGUUGAAGGUGGGCCAGGAUCAGGGUGCAGGUGAGGGGCUGGCAAGGUUGCUGCUCACGGCCAACUGCGUGCGGUGUCAAAGUCUCAAUGUGGACUAUGCGACGGGGAAGAUGGGCACGGGCGAGACAGGCACAGUAUUGAAGAAGCUGAUGAAGGACCGUCGUGUGGAUAAAGGGGCCAGGUUCAGCCCGGUGUUUGGACGAUAUGUGUUUCUGGAUGGGAAGUCCGAUGGCCAAACGGUGCGGGUGGGCGAUGCGGUGGUGGUGGCCAGGCGUAUCGAGGAGCGCAUGGUGUAUGACUGGCCGGGGUUGACCAACUGA